Corticium candelabrum is the source of this 2434-nucleotide messenger RNA. Its product is annotated as exostosin-1a-like. NCBI's taxonomy places the organism in Eukaryota, Metazoa, Porifera, Homoscleromorpha, Homosclerophorida, Plakinidae. Gene Ontology annotation, cellular component: membrane. The transcript is spliced from 5 exons. Bases 44 to 2287 code for a protein of 747 amino acids. The record is from RefSeq and is a predicted model, not a curated record. Gene Ontology annotation, molecular function: glycosyltransferase activity.
CGAUGACGUCACAGCAUGACGCGUGCUUUAUACGCUUAGCUCGAUGAUUAGCCGGCUUCGCUACUCGUGCCGUCCGAUGAGAAAACUUGUCCAGCUCCUCUUCAUAAUCCUCCUACUCAGCUGUCUUUCGUCGCUCGUUUUCUUUCGCUACAGUGUGCGUGUUCGAAUCCUUGGGGACCGACACAAUCAGCGACAUCAACGAAAUGUAGCAAGGCGUCGCUCGUUAUUGCUACAACAUGUGGCUAGUAACUACAUGGAGGCAUUUGAGGAUACUCCGGAUGCGACGAAUAUGAGAGCACCGGGAAAGUCGAUUAGAGAGAAAGGCUGCUCUAUGCGCACUUGCUUUGAUUUCUCAUUGUGUGAGCGUGGAUUUAAAGUUUAUGUUUACCCACAACGACAGGGAGAGAAGACGUCGAUACUUUAUUCUAAAAUCUUGCGCGCAUUGAAAGAGAGCAAAUAUCACACUUUGGAUCCUAAAGAGGCGUGUCUGUUUGUAGUGAGUGUUGAUACUUUGGAUCGAGAUCGUCUCUCUCCUGAUUAUGUUCACGGCCUCGCAGCAAAGAUUAGAAGUCUGCCUCUGUGGAAUGGAGGUCGCAAUCAUCUUUUGUUCAAUGUGUAUUCGGGCACUUGGCCUGAGUAUUCGCAAGCUUUAGAUUUUAAUUUUGGAUCUGCCAUGUUGGCGAGAGCGUCUGUGUCUUCUGAUGUGAUGAGGCCUGAUUUUGAUGUGAGCAUUCCUCUUAUUCCAAAAUCACAUCCCGAGAAGGGAGGACGUGCAGGCAGUCUGAAUGAAAACGGUCGGAUGUUUCCUAUGAAGAAAUAUUUGUUGGCGUUCAAGGGAAAGAGAUACUUGACUGGAAUUGGAAGCGAGACAAGGAAUGCGUUGUCUUUAAUUCAUGACGGAGACAAGACAAUAAUGGUAACGACAUGUCGUCAUGGUAAAGGAUGGGAAAAACAUAAAGAUGAAAAAUGUGAUGAAGAUCAGAUCAAGUUUGACAGCUACGACUAUCGCGAUCUUCUUGAAAAGUCAACGUUCUGUCUUGUUCCUCGUGGACGUCGUCUUGGCUCGUUUCGUUUCUUGGAGACUCUGGAGGCAAACUGCAUCCCUAUCUCCCUCAGUAAUGGCUAUGCACUUCCGUUAGCUGAGAAAAUAGACUGGAAAAGAGCAAUCAUUGAAAUAGAUGAACGUCUUGUCCUACAGUUGCCUCAGAUCGUCCGAAGUAUUUCUCCUAGCAAAAUCCUUGCAAUGCGGCAGCAGCUGCAGUUUCUUUGGAAUGCAUAUUUCUCGUCUGUUGACAAAGUCGUGUCGUCAGUCCUUGAGACAAUUCAGGAUCGGGUUUUGCAACAUAAGUCACAUGACUACUACGCGUGGAAUCUCCCUCCUGGAGCUCUGAUUGCCGAUGCUCUUUAUUCACCAUGGUUAUCCACAAUGCCAUUUUACAGCAGAUUGGGACUUGGGUCUCCAGCAGCAGAGGAGUUUACUGCUGUCAUUGUGGCAUAUACUGCAGUUACGAAGGCAUCAUCCCCUCUUUUCAAUUUGAUUAGAGAAAUUGGGAAAUGUCGUGGAUUGGUGAAGGUUUUAGUUCUGUGGAUGUGUGAUACAAUGCCACCAAAACCAAUACAGUGGCCAAGUAUUCCUGUACCAACAGAUGUUGAGGUGCUGGAGGGGAAAGACAAGGUUGUCUCAAGUCGAUACAACGUUGCUCACAAGGUCAACACAGAUGCCAUUCUCAUGCUCGACGAAGACACGCUGCUCAUUCAAGAUGAAGUCGAAUUCGCUUUUUCAGUCUGGCUGAGCCAUUCUGACCGUAUCAUUGGCUUCCCAGCACGCAAUCAUUACUGGGACAGCAACAAGUCUCGCUGGAGUUACACGUCCAAAUGGUCAAAUGAGUAUUCAUUGAUUUUAACAGCUGCAGCCUUUAUUCAUCGCUUCUACUGCCAUCUGUACACCACACAUCUUCCAACUUCGAUUCGUAAUUUUGUUGACCAAACGUCAAAUUGUGAUGAUAUUGCAAUGAACUUCCUUGUCUCUCACGUGACGAGGAAACCGCCAGUCAAAGUAACCCAGAAAAAGCAGUACUGGGACUCGGUCAGUCAAGAGUCAAGCCAACGAAUGGUUCAGUGGAUGAAUCCUCAACAUUUUGCACAACGUCAAACAUGCAUGAACAUGUUUGCUAAUGUGUUUGGCUACAUGCCACUUAUUCAGUCACAGUUUCGUUACGAUCCUGUGCUGUUUAAGGACCCUGUUGCAAUGCUAAAGAAGAAAUACAGAAGACUGGAUCUUCUCUAGUUGUGUAUGGAAGAUGUUGUACAGUACAGAGUAAUAAUGUUAAUUUGAAAUUGAGUGAACUGGAUUUUAUUUCCGUCAGUAAAUAUCUUGUGAUAUCUUAUGUAUUCAGAGAUACGAUAAGUAAAAUACAUAGAAAUGUACACUACA